Molecule: messenger RNA, 884 nt
Organism: Lepisosteus oculatus (spotted gar)
Lineage: Eukaryota; Metazoa; Chordata; Actinopteri; Semionotiformes; Lepisosteidae
Source: RefSeq, a predicted model, not a curated record
AUGAUGUGGCAGCUUCUGGUGGUGUCUCUCUGCGGCGUCCAGCUGGUUUCUGCGGUGACUCAUUCCCUGAGGUAUUUCCACACGGGAUUCACAGGAGUCCCAGGUUUUCCCGAGUUUGUGGCCGUGGGGAUGGUUGACGAUGAGCAGAUUGACUAUUACGACAGCGUAACCCAGAAGGAUGUGCCCAAACAGCAGUGGAUGAAAGAUCACAUGGAUGCCUCCUACUGGGAAAGACAGACACAGAAAAGAUUUGGAUGGCAGCAGGGAAGCAAUAAAUAUGCUUUGGAAGAACUACCAAAGAGGUUUAACCAGACAGACAUCUCUCCAGAGCGCCCCCAGGUGUCUGUGUUCCACAAGGACUCCAGAUCUGGCGGUACUGAGCUCACCUGCCUGGCCACGGGCUUCUUCCCCAGAGACAUCCUGGUGUCCUGGCUGAGAGACGGACAGGAGCUGCAGGAGGAUGUGGACAGUGGGGAGGUGCUGCCCAACGGAGACGGGAGCUUCCAGGUCAGGAAGAGUCUGAGAGUGAGAGCAGGAGAGGAGGACAAGUACUCCUGCAGAGUGGAUCACAAGAGCCUGAGUCCAGGAGAUAUCCUCAUGCCCUGGGAGCCCCCCAGUUCCAGCCUGGUGCCGAUCAUCGCCGCUGUCUGUGCUGUUGUGGCCCUGGCUGUGAUCGCUGUUGUGGCUGUGGUCCUGGUGCGCAGGAGGAAGAGCUCAGGAGGUCAGAAGCCCAUCUACAGACAGGCAGCAGGAAAGGAACCAGGUGAUUCCUCUUCGAACUCCAGCGCCUGAGGUAAGAGCUGUCACUGUCUCACCCUCUCUUGUCUGUGAUCUCCACUUGUGUCCCUGUCUGACUGGCCCCUCACCUGUCUGUCUGACUGGCC